GAAGGAAUGACUAGCUGAUGCCUUCUGAUUUCUGAAAGAGAAGCUGCUUCCAUGCCCUGCUCUAGUACUGAGGUACUGACUGGACUUGUGUGAAGUCACACAGAUUCAGUGUGAACUCAUGAAAGGAAGCUUUCUUCCAUUGAGCUUAUUUUUUAUAAAGCAUUGAGAGGACUCUUCCGGGUCACCUUUUCGUAUUCAAUGGCCUUUGAGGAACUCCUAAAUCAAGUUGGUGGCUUGGGGAAAUUUCAUUUCCUUCAGAUGGCUUUAAUUCUUACCAUUUAUAUGACCCUUAUGCCUCAUGUGAUAUUAGAGAACUUCACUGCGGCCAUCCCUGGUCACCGCUGUUGGGUCCACCUCCUUGACAAUGACACCAUCUCUGGGGCCCUCAACCAAAAUGCCCUCCUGAGAAUCUCCAUCCCACUGGACUCCAACCUGAGGCCGGAGAAGUGCCGUCGCUUUAUCCAGCCUCAGUGGCAGCUUCUUCAUCUCAAUGGGACCUUCUUCAACACAAAUGAGUCAAACACUGAACCCUGUGUGGACGGUUGGGUGUAUGAUCGAAGUACCUUCCCCUCAACCAUCGUGACUGAGUGGGACCUAGUAUGUGAUAAACAGACAAAGAGAUCAAUGGUUCAAUUCUUAUAUAUGAUGGGAAUGCUGAUUGGAGGCUGCAUAAAUGGUCCUCUUUCAGAUAGGUUUGGGAGAAAGCUUAUUCUCAGAUGCUCUUUACUCCUGUUUGCCACCCUUGGAACCUGUGCAGCCUUCGUUCCCACCUUCCUCAUGUACUGCUCACUACGCUUCUUGAUGGGUUGUUUAUCUUCCGCCAUCAUGGCAAAUAAUGGCUUGCUCAUUACUGAAUGGAUAAGGUCCCAGUCAAAAACCAUGGUUGUAACAGCAAUAUCCUCUUUCUUAAGUAUUGGUCAGAUAAUUCUGGGAGGGCUGGCCUAUGUCUUCCAAGAAUGGCGUACCUUGCAGUUGGUGACAUCUGUACCUUUCUUCAUCUUCUUUUUAAUCUCAAGAUGGUUCAUAGAAUCUGCUCGGUGGCUGAUUACCACCAAUAAGCCAGAACAAGGAUUAAAGGCCCUUAGAAAAGUGGCAUGCAUAAAUGGUAUAAAGGAUGCUGGGGACACUCUGAACAUAGAGGUUGUGAGAGUUACCAUGCAGCAAGAGCUGGUGGAAGCACAGAAAAACACUUCUAUGUUUGACUUGUUCCGCACUCCUAACCUGCGUAAGAGGAUCUGUAUCCUGUCCUUUGUGAGAUCUGCAAUCAUUGUACCAUUUUAUGGCAUUGUUAUCAAUCUGCAGUACUUUGGAAGCAACAUUUUCCUCUUCCAGGUAUUAUUUGGAAUUGUGACUACCUCAGCUCGAUUUCUUGGAUUUUUCGCACUGCGUCAUUUUGGCCAUCGAUUGAACCAGAUAAUUCUCUUUUCUCUGGUGGGAAUUUUAAUCCUUCUCAACAUUUUUGUGCCACAAGAAAUGCAGAUCCCACGUGUGGCUUUAGCAAGUGUGGCAGUCAGUUUAGUGAGCAUUGCCAUGUGUGAAUCUGGAAUCCACUUCCUUGAACUCAUCCCUACCGUCAUCAGGGCAAGAGCUUUAGGAAUAGACACAAUAUCAUCUCGGUGCGGGGCAGUCCUCGCUCCCCUCUUGAUGACCCUGGUGGUGUAUCAUCCUUCUUUGCCCUGGAUCGCCUACGCCAUCUUCCCUAUCCUUGCUGCUCUUCUUGUUUUCUUCCUACCUGAAACCAGAAAUCAACCAUUGCUUGAUACCAUUAAUGAUGUGGAGAAGAACCAAAAAACACCCAACAAAGGAAAUAUAAAAGACUCCUACAUGAAAGUGACAAAAUUUUAAGAUUUUAUCAAAUAAUUAAUGAGGA
Messenger RNA from Suncus etruscus (white-toothed pygmy shrew), 1870 nucleotides. RefSeq names its product solute carrier family 22 member 10-like. Gene Ontology annotation, molecular function: transmembrane transporter activity. The transcript has 10 exons. The record is from RefSeq and is a predicted model, not a curated record. Gene Ontology annotation, biological process: transmembrane transport. The coding region runs from base 199 to 1845 and encodes 548 amino acids. Lineage: Eukaryota; Metazoa; Chordata; Mammalia; Eulipotyphla; Soricidae.